Messenger RNA from Mesorhabditis belari, 342 nucleotides. The record is from the annotation of a GenBank genome assembly. NCBI's taxonomy places the organism in Eukaryota, Metazoa, Nematoda, Chromadorea, Rhabditida, Rhabditidae.
AUGUUGCGGAAAGCGAUUUUGACGGGGCUUGCCGUCGUUCUGAUCUCUUCACUCGUCAACGCACAAUUCGAUGAGAAACGACAGUGUUUUUGCAAAGAGAAUGAAGCGGUGGAACCUUGUGACUGCUCUUCAGACUCGAUUGAUGUGUUCAACAAUGAAGUCCUCCACAAGAAGCUCACUCGACUCUUACAACGACCAUUUUUCCGAUAUUAUAAAGUAAACAUGGAUAAACAAUGUCCAUUUUGGCCGGAUGAUCGCCAAUGUGGCUCAAAGGAAUGCGGGAUAAUGACAUGCGAUGAUGAAGUGCCUGCUGGUUUGAAGCGACCGGCUGUUGUUACAACG